This is a messenger RNA of Thalassophryne amazonica, 439 nucleotides long. Its product is annotated as complement factor H-like. Lineage: Eukaryota; Metazoa; Chordata; Actinopteri; Batrachoidiformes; Batrachoididae. The transcript has 3 exons. Bases 96 to 428 code for a protein of 110 amino acids. The record is from RefSeq and is a predicted model, not a curated record.
UGUGUAAACCGUUGAGCAAUCGUGUCUCCUGUGAAAUCCACAGAGUCGUCUCUGGCUUCCAGUUCUAAAUCAGAGUUCAGGGUAAUGAAGAUAAAAUGUCCACAAUAAGACGAAGCUGUGUCCUACUUCUAUGGAUGUACACACUGACCUUUGUGAAAAGUCAAGAGUGUACACUUCAACAGUUUAUAAACAGUGAUCUGUAUGACUCCAGUUUUAACACAACUAAUCUGGAGGCUUCCUACACUGACGGGAAAACGGUGAGAGUCAGCUGUAAUGUUGGCUUCAACGGAUUUUUCAAACUGGUCUGCAGCAAGGGUAAAUGGCUGUCUCGUGGGAGUAAAUGCAAGCUGAAGACUUGUGGUCAUCCUGGUGAUGCCCAAUUUGCAGAUUUUCACUUGGAGAAGGGAGAGGAUUUUGUGUUUGGGUAACAAGUCGUGUA